AUAUUUGCCAAGUGUGUGCGGAAAGUAAAAAUACAUACUCAAAUGUGAAAAAACAAGAAAAAUGUAUAAUAUUCGAGGUAAAACGAAUAAAUGGCAUUUGAUUAGUAAGGGCAUGAAGAGCCUAAAAUAAUACCGUUACGCCAAGGAAUCGCUUACAAUGUGACCCAAUUUGCAGUGUGUACGUGUGUGGCUAAGGAAAAAGAAAAUAACAGUGGCGGUGGAAGUGGUAGUGAAUUGAAGGAAAUUACGUUUUGCUUUAAGUGAAAAUUCAUUGCGUCCACUAAAAUACACACAUACAUAUAUUGAAUUAUUCUUAACACCAAGAAAUUCAAGGCCUACUACGCCUUUCAUAAUAAAUGGUGUGAAAAGCGCAAAAACCCGAAAAGUGCCAUCGAAAAAUUCUAAGCAGAAUUUGUGGGGGAGUUGUGCUUGCCUGGCGGUGGUAGCUGAAAUUAAAGGACUUUAACAACAAAAGCUUUGCGCAGAGUGCGCCGUUCAUAAAUAUUUUUGUUUUUUUAUUUCGGGACAGCCCAAUGGCUUAGAUAUGUACGUAGCAUGCGAGUGCGCCUAGAAGCAAACUACAGCAGGCGAUAUCAAAAUAAUAAUCUACAUACAUACAUAUUCAUUUAUGCAUGCAUGUUUGUAUGUGUGUGUGCAAAUAUUUUGCAAAAUCGUAUACGUAUCCGCUAAAUGCUCUCGCCACAAUUAUUUCUUCGCUGUGUGUCUUUCUUUGCUCACAUGAUUUUUGCAUUUUGACACAUUUUAGCGAAGUAAGAAAAUUUUCCAAAGCAAAAUAUGAAAAUGUUUUAAAACAGUUUACUCCGCUCCCUUUUUGACAGCUGAUUUUACAUGUGCAACAACAAAAAAAGUUUCACAACGAAACAGCACCAAAAAGUAUGAACCAAAGUGAGAGAGUAAGUGGUGGGUGCUGAGCGUAAGCGUCAAAAAUAGAAGCAGCCGUGAGCGUCAACAAAGUAAUCGGAGAGUCCUUCGAGUGGGCUGUGCCACUGACAGCUACCAGAAUAACAAAAAUAAUAACAACAACAACGACAACAACAACAAGCGGCUAUAUUACUUCACGUCCUUCAUUCAUUUACGACAGUGGAAAUAUGAAGAUCAAUGCAAAAAUGGCAACCCCUAUUGAGGAAAAGGUUGAUCAAAAUUUAAAGAUCCGUACUGGUAUGGUAAAUGUCAGCGAUGGCAAAUGCAAACCAGAACCACUUAGACUGAAUUUAACUAUGGAACUAGUAACCUUACAAAGAUUAGAGGUAGUUACACCAACAAAUCCCCAACACAAUGGACCACCAAUGGAGUCAAAGGAGCGCAUGGUGCAGAUUACCCGUCAAAAGCAAGGCGGCCUUGGUUUGAGCAUAAAAGGCGGUGCCGAGCACAAAUUGCCUAUUUUAAUAUCGCGCAUCUACAAGGACCAAGCGGCGGACAUUACCGGCCAACUGUUUGUUGGCGAUGCGAUAAUUAAGGUAAAUGGCGAAUACAUCACAGCCUGUCCGCAUGACGAUGCGGUGAACAUAUUGCGCAAUGCUGGCGAUAUAGUGGUACUGACGGUGAAGCAUUACCGUGCGGCGACGCCAUUCCUGCAGAAGCAACUUGCCAAGGAGACGCCCGAUUCGGACAAUGAUGCAACAUGUGCGGAAUUAAAGGCUGACGAAGGCUACAAGUCCUCGGUAAAUAAUGGCACAAUAAGUCGCAGCUGCAGUCGUCCGAUGUCAAUUUGCUCCGGCUCCGAACCGGAGAAGAAAUGGGUAGAGGUGGUGGCAGUGCCGCUGAUGAUGGCCUACGUAACGCGAUAUAUCUAUGGCACGGAUAAGUUACGCCCCAAUGCGUUUGAAGUACGCGGCCUUAAUGGCGCCUCGACUGGCAUAAUACACUGUGAUGAUUUGGCCAUUCUCAGUCAAUGGCUUAAAUUGAUAACCGAUAAUGUUGUUGGAUUGACACAUCUACAAAUGAAGCUUUACAAUCGCAAUUUCGCCGUAGGCGAACGAAUCGAAUAUAUGGGAUGGGUGAAUGAGGGUGUCAUCAACAACAACAUCUCCUGGCAAAGUUACAAGCCACGCUUUCUAGUACUGAAAGGCACUGAAGUGAUGCUUUUUGAAACACCACCGUUAAAUGUCGCCGGUUUGUCGAAAGCAUUGGUGGCUUACAAAGUCUAUCAGACAAUGUUCCGCGUUGUGAAGGAAUCGGAAACGGUGGAUAGCCGUCAACAUUGCUUUCUACUGCAGAGCUCCGGACAUGAGCCUCGCUAUCUGAGCGUUGAGACGCGCCAGGAGUUGCUGCGUAUCGAGAAUAGUUGGAAUGCGGCCAUAGUUACGAGCGUAAUUAAAUUGGGCCGCAAAACUUUCGCCGUCUCACAUCACGGCAAAAGCGGUGGCCUGACGUUGGACUGGCAGUCUGGCUUCUCGCUAGCGGAAGGCGCCGACUCGGCCAUCGUUUGGCAAUAUAAAUUCUCCCAACUACGCGGUUCGAGCGAUGAUGGAAAAUCAAAAUUAAAACUACAUUUUCAGGAUCAUGAAACGCGUGCAAUUGAAACAAAAGAACUGGAAUGCCAAGUGCUGCAAAGUUUACUCUUUUGUAUGCAUGCAUUUUUGACAGCCAAAGUUGCUUCUGUUGAUCCAGCAUUUUUGAGUUCUAUACAGCAAACCUAAAAUCGGCGCAUCUAAAUGAAACCCCCAAACCAAACAAAAAAAAAAUAUCGGAUAUAAUUCGAAUUGAUAUUCAAAAAUCGGAAAGCAGUCAAAAUGAGGCAGAACCAAAUUAUUUGAUUAUUGUAUUGACAAAUUAAAACGACAAGUAGGUACUUAAAAAGAAUUACUAAGAAAAAAAAACAAAAACUCAAACAAAGAUAAAUAUUUAUAAUUAAUAAUUAAAUUAAAGAAAAUGUAGCUUAAUAUUUAUACAUAUACUUUGGCAUAUACUUACUUAUAGAUAUUUAAAACAAUUAAAUACUUAGUAUGAUUAAUAAUGAAAUGCAUGUCUCACAUAAAUAUGUAUGUAGAUACAUAUGUAUGUCUGUGAGAACAAACAACACAUAAAUACUUACAUUGAACAUAACUAAUCGUCUGAAAGUGUAUUACAUAGUGUCGUAUAUGAAAUAUGCAGACCUAGUUAUACAAUAUUAAAAAAAUAUGUAUAAAAAAAAAUCUUUCUAGCAAAUGAUGGUGCAAACGCAAUUGUUAAGCGGUGACCGAUAAUUUUCUCCCAUUAUUAGUCAUUGUUAUUUAUUUAAGAUAGCUUGUUGUGAAAAAAAUUCGCCUUUUAACCAAUAAUACUUUAAUGCACUGAAUAAAUAAAUUUUCAAUUACUAGGACAAACGUACAUACAUACAUAUUUGUGGACAUUUGAAAUAACCAAAGUUAAGCCGAGUUGGACAAUUUUUUCACGAAAGCAUUUAUUUGUUGGGCUCUUAUCCAAUAUGUAAAGUUUUAAUUUGCCAUAACUUUAGUUUCCGACGCCUUUUGAUCACCAGUUUCAUAAACAUAUGCUAUUCGAUGAGAAGGUAUAAUUUUCUGUCAAGUUGUUCUUUCGAAUAGUACGUUUAGUUUAUUCAAAACUUUUAAAGCUCAAAAGCUCUGAUGUUUUGAAAAACUCAAUAAAAACCGUAAAUAUAAAUAACUACCAAACUUAUCGCGAUUUGAUUUAUCUGAUUUUUGGGGCAUUUAUUAAAUGCACUGUUCCCAACAACCCGACAAAAUGAACUUUAAGUACUUGCAUAAGUAACAAAGUUUCCUGCACCCUGAAAAGCUUAAAUUCUUUGAGCGACAAUGUCCUUUGGGACAUAUUUUCGUUGAGGGACUAAACUGCAAUAUCAAUCAACAUUUCUUCGGGUUUCCAUACAUUGGCCAUGUAAUUUAAUUAUAGUUUUUCUGGUAACGCUAUGAAUUUCGACGGCCUAUGUAGUAUGUACAUUAGGGUGGUCCUUAAAACAUCAACAUCAUAGAGCAUCCCUUUACUUUAUUCUACGUAUAAAAUAAAGACAUCCGCGAAAAUUUUGAUAGUGAAUAAGUUCCAUUUGUCAGAUUUCAAGUCAAAAUUUUUGCCAUUUAAAAAAAUUAAAUGUUUCAAGCACUGGUAACGGUCCCUAAAUAUUUCUUUUAAUUUUUGAUGUUUUCCUGGAUGUCUUUUUAAAUAUACGUAGAAUAAAAUCAAGGCGUUCCUCAUAAAAAAUUUGGUUGUUGAUAUUUUAAGGACCAACCUAAUGUAAAUAUCUGCAUUAAAGCUCUAUUUAAGUUAAUACAGUUUUAGUUAAGAAAUACUUAAUAAAGGAAAACGAUUCAAUACUUAUGUACAUAUAUACAUAUUUAUAUUUUUGCACUUUUAACACUCAGUCACAAUGCGUCAAUUUAAACUUGUGUCUUCUUAAAGCUAAAAAUAAAAAAAUGCAAAAAUUUUAAAACAAAGGCACACACCUUAAUACUUUUGAAAUACGAUACUUACACAUAAUGGUUAAGUGGACACUUGCAAAUAUUUAUAACAAAAUGCAAACAUAUAAAAAAAAAUAUUUACCACAGAGCAGAACUCAGCCUAGCCACCUUCUCCAACAAAUAUUAAUAUUUACAUGUAUUAAUGUAUUGUAUUUGUACUAUAUAAAACAGCCAGGCUUUUCAAAUAAAAUAAACACGCGAAAAUUAAUGAAGAACUCAAAACAAAAUGAUAUAUUCUGCAAUACAUACACACACAUAGUACAUCCAAAUAAAAGAAAGUGAAAUUAAUGAGUAACUCCAAUUACUUUAAAAUAAAUAUGUCAGAUAAACAUACAUAUGUACGUACAUAACUAGUUUUGAAUACGAAAAACCAAUAUAAAUAUGUAAUUUCUAGUAAGUAUGUAUGUACAUGCAUGCACAAGUGCAAAUGUCACCGAAACGUCAACAACUCAGAAUUGACAGCUCAAGUAAAUGUCAACACAACUCAUCAACUUAACCAUAUCAAUCG
Messenger RNA from Rhagoletis zephyria (snowberry fruit fly), 4944 nucleotides. RefSeq names its product Syntrophin-like 2 (gene Syn2). Gene Ontology annotation, molecular function: protein binding; structural molecule activity. The record is from RefSeq and is a predicted model, not a curated record. Lineage: Eukaryota; Metazoa; Arthropoda; Insecta; Diptera; Tephritidae. Gene Ontology annotation, cellular component: intracellular anatomical structure; dystrophin-associated glycoprotein complex.